ACUGGAGAGAAGCCGUUCACUUGUGAUCAAUGUGGAAAGAGUUUCACACGAUCAUCAAACCUUAUGUAUCACAUGAACAUCCACACUAGAGAGAAGCUUUACACAUGUGAUCAAUGCAACAAAACAUUUUUGAGGACUUCUGUCCUGAAGAAUCACCUGAAAGUACAUUCAAAGGAGAAGCCACAUUCAUGCCAUUUGUGUGGAAAGAGCUUUUCAUGUCUACAAAAUGUAAAAGUACAUCAGAAAAUACAUACUGGUGUGAGAGAGUACAUGUGCUUUGAGUGUGAAAAGACUUUUAUUUCAGCAAAGUGUUUAAAACGGCACGAGAGGAUCCACACUGGAGAAAAACCUUACAAGUGUUCACACUGUGACAAGAGAUUCAGUGAUUCAGCAAGUCGGAAAAGACAUGAGAGGAUCCACACUAGAGAGAAACCACACAAGUGUUCACACUGUGACAAGACAUUCAGUCAGUCAUCACAUCUGAAAACACAUGAGAGGAUCCACACUGGAGAGAAACCGUAUCACUGCACUGCAUGUGGGAAGUGUUUCAAUCAUUCAUCUUCUCUACACAGUCAUACAAAAAACAUUCACAAGUUAAAUGGAGAAAAUAAUGAGAAUGAAGAAUUGAGUGAAGUUGAGGAGAAAAAUCAUGUUAAAACUGAAGAAAAACCUUUGAGUUGCUCUCAAACCAAACAGAAAGAUUUAAAGAAAAGAAGAGCCAAGAAAUCUUUCACCUGCACUCAGUGUGGAAAGAGUUUCUCAUUCAAACAUCAUCUUGUGCUUCACAUGAGAGUUCAUACUGGAGAGAAACCAUACACUUGUAAUCAGUGCGGGAAGAGCUUCACACAAUUAUCAACUCUUAAAUUACACAUGAACAUCCACACUGGAGAGAAACCUUACAAGUGUCCUCACUGUGACAAGAGAUUCAGUCAUUCAGGACAUCUGAAAACACAUGAGAGGAUCCACACUGGAGAGAAACCGUACACAUGUGAUCAAUGCGGGAAGAGUUUCACACGAAAAGAAAACCUUAUAAGGCAUAUGAGUGUUCAUACUGGAGAGAAACCAUUUCCUUGUGAUCAAUGCGGGAAGAGUUUCACACAAUCAGCAACCCUCAAAGAUCACAUGAGGAUCCACACAAGAGAGAAACUGUACACAUGUGAUCAGUGCAGCAAAACAUUUUUGAGAGCUUCAAACCUGAAGAAACACCUGAGAGUUCAUACAAAGGAGAAGCCACAUUCAUGUUAUUUGUGUGGAAAGAGUUUUUCACGUUUACAAACAAACAGUUUAAAACAGCAUGAGAUGAUCCACACUGGAGAGAAACCUUACAAGUGUUCACACUGUGACAAGAGAUUCAGUCGGUCGGGACAUCUGAAAACACAUGAGAGGAUCCACACUGGAGAGAAACCGUAUCACUGCACUGCAUGUGGGAAGCGUUUCAAUCAUUCAUCUUCUCUACACAUUCACAUGAGAAUUCACACUGGAGAGAAACCGUUCACUUGUGAUCAGUGCGGGAAGAGUUUUUCACAAUCAUCAAACCUUAAGAGACACAUGAGGAUCCACACUGGAGAGAAACUGUACACAUGUGAUCAGUGCAGGAAAACAUUUUUGAGGGCUUCAGUCCUGAAGACACACCUGAUAGUUCAUACAAAGGAGAAACCACAUUCAUGUCAUUUGUGUGGAAAGAGCUUUUCACAUCUACAAAGUUUGAAAGAACAUAAAAAAAUACAUACUGGUGUGAGAGAGUACCUGUGCUUUGAGUGUGAAAAGACUUUUACUUCAGCGAGCAGUUUAAAACUGCAUGAGAGGAUCCACACUGGAGAGAAACCUUACAAGUGUUCACACUGUGACAAGAGAUUCAGUCAGUCAUCACAUCUGAAAACACACGAGAGGAUCCACACUGGAGUGAAACCGUAUCACUGCACUGCAUGUGGGAAGUGUUUCAAUCAAUCAUCUGCUUUACACAAGCAUACAAAUAAUAUUCACAGUAAGUAGAUCAUCUUCAGAUCCAGCACUUUCAGAUCUGAUGCUGUGUCCUCAACAAAUCCUUAUCAAACGGAAUUUAUUCCAAGUGCGCUCUUUUAUCUGGGUCAUGAAGGAUGCUCCAUUCACGAAUUAAUCU
Sinocyclocheilus grahami is the source of this 2119-nucleotide messenger RNA. RefSeq names its product zinc finger protein 850-like. The record is from RefSeq and is a predicted model, not a curated record. NCBI's taxonomy places the organism in Eukaryota, Metazoa, Chordata, Actinopteri, Cypriniformes, Cyprinidae. Gene Ontology annotation, biological process: regulation of transcription by RNA polymerase II. The coding region runs from base 64 to 1992 and encodes 642 amino acids. The transcript is spliced from 4 exons. Gene Ontology annotation, molecular function: DNA-binding transcription factor activity, RNA polymerase II-specific; RNA polymerase II cis-regulatory region sequence-specific DNA binding.